Colletotrichum acutatum is the source of this 1815-nucleotide messenger RNA. Its product is annotated as ATP-NAD kinase-like domain-containing protein. Gene Ontology annotation, molecular function: lipid kinase activity. Gene Ontology annotation, biological process: phosphorylation; sphingosine biosynthetic process. Gene Ontology annotation, cellular component: cytoplasm; intracellular membrane-bounded organelle; membrane. Lineage: Eukaryota; Fungi; Ascomycota; Sordariomycetes; Glomerellales; Glomerellaceae. The record is from RefSeq and is a predicted model, not a curated record. The coding region runs from base 1 to 1815 and encodes 604 amino acids. The transcript has 6 exons.
AUGAGCAACGUGGACGGUGCCGAGCUCGUGGGCAAGCCCCGUGCCCACGGCAUCGUACCCCGCCACGCCCGCGAUGCCGCCUUCACCGACGGCAAACUCACCUUCACCACGCAAAACGGCAGUGAGUCCGCUCGCCCGGAGGAAAUAGUUUUCAUUAUUCCCGCAAGCAGCAAUCCGGCCUCGGGGCCCAUGAUCUGCGUCCUGAAAGAAGACCCCGAGGCCAAGGAAUCUCCUUAUCAGCUCGACAUCAUCCUUCUCGCGGAGGGCGAGCUGCCUGCCGAGCUCACCAGCCGCGACCUCCUGCUCCCGCAAUUUCCAGAGCAUCUCACGCCCAGGCCGAAACGUCAUGACGUACACUUUGUCGUGUCUACCAAGUCUGGGCUGGGCCACGCGCCAAACUUCUGGGACGGCGUCGUUCAGCCUCUGAUCCUGCUCGCCGGCCAAAAGACGGCGUCUGGAGAUUUGCCGUCCGCUUUCUCUCCAGAAGAACGACCAGCCGCCCAUGGUCUGCCUUCUAGCUUCAAUGUCCUGAUAACGGAAGACGCCGACAGCGUUCGCAAGUUCGCAAAGGAGAGGUGGGCUGCCAGACAAGCCGCCUCGAGCUCCGCCUCCUCGCCCCGGACAGAGACAAUCGUCCUCCUCAGCGGCGACGGCGGCGUCGUCGAUCUCUUGAACGGGUGCGAGGAGGAGGAGAAGAAGACAGUAUCAUCCACCGCCACCACAACACUACCGACCCUCGCUCUCCUACCCCUCGGCACGGGCAACGCCUGCUUCCACUCCCUCCACAAACCCCUCUACGCCGAGACGGGGCCCUCACAUAUGGUCCUCGGCCUCCGCACCCUCUUCUUCGGCACCUCGCGCCCGCUCCCCAGUUUCCGCGCCUCCUUCUCCCCCGGCGCCCGGCUCAUUUCUUACACGGCCGAUCCGGGCCCCCACGCACCGUCGCCAGGCGAGACCGAGGGCGACGGCCAAGGUGACCGCGAGACGACGCUCUCCCGCCACGACACGAGCGUCGACCAUCUCUUCGGCGCCAUAGUCGCCAGCUACGGCUUCCAUGCCCAGCUGGUCUGGGAGAGCGACACGCCCGCGUACCGCAAGCACGGCGACAAGCGCUUCGGCAUGGUGGCGCAGGAGCUGCUCAAGGAGAGCCACGCGUACGUCGCCACAGUCGAGGUGCGGUCCCCGGGAGCGGCAACGGGCGAGCAGAGGAGGAGGCGCGUGGAGCGCGAGAGGUUCGGGUACGCUCUCGCGGCCAUGGUGUCGAACCUGGAAAAGACGUUCACGAUCGCCCCGGACAGCGGGCCGUUGCAGGGCAAGCUGAAACUGGUGCACUUCGGGGCCGUGGGCGGGGAGAAGACGAUGGAGAUUAUGAUGGCUGCGUACAAGGAGGGGGCGCACGUGGCAUACCAAUGCCCGCAUUUGAAUGCCCUGGCUACUGUUGCUAACAUCUCAGAUGCAAGUCCGUUGCUUGCUCGCUGCCGAUGCAUACACACCUUAAAUAGGUUUCCCAGUCAUGGUAAAUCCAACCCGGGACUCAAUGACACAAGUCAACGUGUAGAACUCAAGCAUGAUAUGGUUUUACACAAGAGAGCUUCUUUAAUCUUCGGCAGACAAGCUGCAGACUUCAGAGGUCCUAGUAUCUAUUUGACCAACCUCAACACGCACGGCUUCCCAUCACAGGCGAUUCCCAGACGUCAAUUGAUGAAGUGUCCUCUCCCUACCUUGUCCCCAGGCUUCUCAGCCCACGUGGUCAACAAUAUCAAGCUCGAGGCACUCUCAGAUAUUCAGUUAAAGUGUUCGAGAAUCGCCGGAUAG